Messenger RNA from Hemibagrus wyckioides, 666 nucleotides. RefSeq names its product cilia and flagella associated protein 90 (gene cfap90). NCBI's taxonomy places the organism in Eukaryota, Metazoa, Chordata, Actinopteri, Siluriformes, Bagridae. The record is from RefSeq and is a predicted model, not a curated record. Bases 131 to 571 code for a protein of 146 amino acids. The transcript is spliced from 4 exons.
CAGACCGAAAGAGAUGACAGUCAAUCGCAGGGCAACAUGAACACACACAUUCACACCUAGGAACAGUUUCUCAUAGUCAGUUCAUCUACCUGCAUCAUUUUGUCAGGAGGAAAGAGGAAACCUGAGGACCAUGAGGAGCUGUACACUAGAGGAAAAGAUGGACGGAUUCAUUCACACCGAGUCGAAACCACUUUCUACACUGUCUGUAUUCAGCUUUAUACCGCCAAGACGCAAUGAACCGAAAGAGAGAAGCUAUUUCAACUCGAACCCUAAGGCACCAGAGAAGCAUUUGUACGACUGUGUAUAUCAGCGAGCUGAGGGAUAUGAUAUGAAGUUACACCGUGAUGACCGAGAGCAUGCCAAGGGCAGAGGACUGACCAUCCACACAGAGGAAUGCUCCAGACCCGUAGCCGUGCUCUCCUCCUCCGAAUAUGGCCGGCGACCGCCACCACCGCAGUACAAGCCGAGCCGUCAUUUUCCCCGUGUUGCUCACAUACGCACAGAGUUUUACAGGAAAAACGGCAUUAGCAAAUCGGCAGAGGAGGGCUACGGCUCUGUCUAUCCGGUUUGAGCAAAAAACCCCAAAGAGCAGAUGUUAAUAGCAAGGCUGAAUGUUUUUAUUGUGAUGAUUACUGCAGCUGAUAUAAAUACAAAUAUUGCUCUUCA